AUGAAGGACGCAGCAUCAUCAGGGCUGACAUCAACUCAAAAGCCACCAGGGAACGCGGUCCUCACCGUAGCCAAUGCUGGCCCUUCCUCCUCCGCAAACCCGGCCCCUUUCAAUCCCCUCAACUUACGGCCUAUCGCAACUCACGCCACCUCCUGGCGGCCCAGCAGUACGCGGGUGGCCCUCAACCUGACCCUGGACGCCUGCAUCGUGCCGGAUUCCACCGGUGCCGCGCGGGUAGAUAAGGCCCACCUGGUCGUGCUGGACGAUUUCAUUGACGAGCCGGAGCGGAAGGAGCUGCUGGAGUUCAUAACCCAGCCAGACUGGGACCCCAAGAUGCCCCCCCCCGGAGACAAGUGGGAGCGAGCCACUCGGGACAGGGCUGAUGCGGACCCCACCUGGGGGCUACGAGGCGAGUGGCUGCGGCACCUGGCCGCCACCGCCCUAGCCGCAAGAGUGGAGGUGCAGAGCCGCCUGCAGCUGCUGUACCCAGACUACCUCAUUGCCCACAUGCCCUCGGACGAGAUCCAGAACCAAUGCACUUCCCAGGUUCAAAUCCAAAACCAAAACCAGGAUUUGAUCCAGAUCCAGACCUCGGGCAAGUGCAAGGGAGUGCGGCAGCAUGACGGGGGGAAUUUGGGAGAAGAGCAGUUAGGCGUGGAAGACGGGGCGGCGGCAGCAGGCGACGGGGACAUGGUCAUGGCGGCUGGGAGGGGGGCGGACGCUGGGGAGGAGGCGGCGGACGAUUCAGCGCCUCCCGGGCUCAGCGUGGAUUGCAACCACCCCCUGGGGGAUUGGGAGAUGUCGCUGCAGGUUCGUGGCAAAUGCCGCAGUGUACGGCGACACGUAUUCAUGGCAUGUGGACGCGGAUCCGUCAACAUUGCCGUACCCGUCCCCAUGGACACUGGCGUACGGGCAGAGCCCGGUCGGCCGCUGUUCCUGAGUCUGCUGCUGUACCUCAACCGCAGCUGGGAGCGCGAGUGGGGCGCGGAGACCUUGUUCCUUGACACACCCAGUGACUGCGGAGUGGUGGUGAGACCCAAGGCCUACCGGGCCGUGUUGCUUGAUCAGGACAUCCUGCACCGCCUGAGUCCCCCCUCCCGGGCCGCACUGGGCCGACCCCGGUACUCCCUGGUGUGGAAGCUGGUGAUGCUGCCCAGGAGACAGGGGCAGCAGGUGACACUGGCGCGGAAGGCAUGGGGUCGACCGACACCCUUUGGCUCGGCAGUGGCGCUGGAGAGGGUGGUGUCGGGGCUUGCGGCAGCAAAGGCGGCGGAGAAGGCGGGGUCGGGGACUGCGGUUGGGGAGACGGCUGUAGCGGGGGGAACGGCGGCUGUGGCGACGGAGGCGGCGGGUACGGUGGUGGCGAAGGCGGCGGACGUGCCGCUGGUGGCGGAGCGGAAGAAACGGAAGAAGCGAAAGAAAAACACAAAGAAGCGGCGGCGCAAUAACGCGGGACGGAAAGCUCAGAGGAAGAGAAAGAAGGCGGUCGCUGUUGCGCAGGAAGCGACUGUGGAUGGAGAUUUAGGUGGUGGGGGUACUGUUGGUGGGGGUGGGGGUGGGGGUGGGGGGGGUACUGUUGGUGGGGGUGGGGGUGGUGGGGGUGUUUUAGGGGGCCCUGAUCCCGCGGCGGAGGUCCUGGCCAUGUACGACGAUGUUGAUGUGUUCGAUGCCGAGGGGGACGAGUCUGAUUACGGUGUGGAUGUGGACGAUGACCCGGAUGCAAUGGAGUACGUGGAGGGGGGGUUGCAGUGCGGCACCUUGGCGACGGCCGGUGCAGGGGUGGCGGCGGCACCUAGGACCGGGGAGGGCCAGGAGCAGGUGCAGGCGGGGGAGCACAGCGGGGGAGGGGCAGGGGGGCAGCCGCAGCCGCAGCCGCAGCCGCAGCCUCAGCCUCAGCCGGCUGACCCGGCGGCGGCCACCAGGGCGGUGGCGCCGGAGAACCGGAAGAACAAGUACAAGAAGGGGUCCUCCCAGAGGCGGAGGGCGAAAAAGGCGAAGGCGUUGGCCGCGGCCUCGGCCGCCACCAGCACGGAUACAGCUGCGCUGGCUGCGGCCGCUGCCGUUGCAGCGGCUCCGUUGGCGGCUGCCGGGGGGCCCAAAUGA
This is a messenger RNA of Volvox carteri f. nagariensis, 2103 nucleotides long. RefSeq lists its product as uncharacterized. Bases 1 to 2103 code for a protein of 700 amino acids. The record is from RefSeq and is a predicted model, not a curated record. NCBI's taxonomy places the organism in Eukaryota, Viridiplantae, Chlorophyta, Chlorophyceae, Chlamydomonadales, Volvocaceae. The transcript is spliced from 6 exons.